Cephus cinctus (wheat stem sawfly) is the source of this 2328-nucleotide messenger RNA. RefSeq names its product derlin-2 (gene Der-2). NCBI's taxonomy places the organism in Eukaryota, Metazoa, Arthropoda, Insecta, Hymenoptera, Cephidae. Gene Ontology annotation, biological process: endoplasmic reticulum unfolded protein response. Bases 122 to 838 code for a protein of 238 amino acids. The transcript is spliced from 6 exons. Gene Ontology annotation, molecular function: misfolded protein binding; ubiquitin-specific protease binding. Gene Ontology annotation, cellular component: Hrd1p ubiquitin ligase ERAD-L complex; endoplasmic reticulum membrane. The record is from RefSeq and is a predicted model, not a curated record.
AGAUAACGCACGAUGACGAGCGAAGACAUGUAACAGCAAGCGAAGAAGAAAGAAGGCGGAAGGGAAGAAGAAAGCCUGUUUGGUCGUGAUAGGAGCUUUUUUUGUGUUGGCUGAAAGAAAAAUGCCUUAUCAAACUUUUAGGCAGGAAUACCUGCAGAUGCCAGUUGUGACGAGAGCGUACAUGACUGCCUGUGUCAUCACAACCCUUGCUGUGCAACUGGACCUUGUAUCUCCGUUUCAACUUUACUUUAAUCCAAUUUUAAUAAUCAAGCAGUGCCAGCUAUGGAGACUGAUUACCACUUUCCUCUUCUUUGGAACUAUUGGUUUCAACUUUUUCUUCAACAUGAUCUUUACGUACAGAUACUGCAGGAUGCUGGAAGAGGGCUCAUUCCGUGGGAGAACUGCUGACUUUGUCAUGAUGUUCAUUUUUGGUGGGAUUUGCAUGAUUAUAUUUGCAUUUUUUGUUAAUUUACUGUUUCUUGGACACGCAUUCACGAUUAUGUUGGUCUAUGUCUGGUCAAGGAGAAAUCCAUUUGUCAGGAUGAACUUUUUUGGGCUUCUUAACUUCCAAGCUCCAUACUUACCAUGGGUACUUCUUGGAUUCUCUGUUCUUCUUGGCAAUGCUAUUUGGGUGGAUAUGAUUGGUAUGGCUGUGGGACACAUGUAUUACUUUGCCGAGGAUGUUUUUCCCCAGCUCAGAGGUGGUUUCCGUAUUCUGAAAACUCCACAAAUACUGAAGACUCUGUUUGACGCACAUGCCGAAGAUCCAGACUACACGCCGUUGCCCGAAGACAGGCCCGGUGGCUUCAACUGGGGUCAAGUUGGCAACGUGCAGUGAUAUAAUUUUAUCACGUCGCUGUGUCGCUACUAAUUCAUUAUAAGAAAACGGCCCAAAGUUUACAAGAAAAAAUUCACGGCCACGUUUUUCGUUUUCCAAUUAAAUCGCAGCAGCAUACAGGAAGUUCCGCUACGGACGUCGUAGAUAGAAAAUUCUUUGUUUUCCGCUUUGGCAAAAGGUACGCAGGAUUUUCAAUUUUCAUCUGAUAAAUAAGGCUUAUGCCAUGUCCAAUCAACAGUUAAUUUUGAAAGCGUGAAAUAUUCUCUUGUAAGAUAACCAUCCCGUAAGGGACGAACCUGGCAAUUUCUUAGAUGUCGCAUUGAGAAAUAGAAAACUGUAUACGACGAGAGCCUUUUAAUACUUUAGAGUAUUUCGCAACAAAGGUCGUCUAAAUAAUUGUGUAGCACCUGCGUACCGAAAUAAUUUGCUCUUACUUUUAAGUCUCACCAAAUUCCGAUGCCUUUUUGAAAAGGACCCUCGGGUACGUUUUGACGUGUACAGUAAUUUAUACAAUAUUGAAUUUGUUACUUUUUUUGUGAAUAGAACAUGUAUUUUAUUUGUAAUAUAUGGGAUUAUAUGUCCCCUAGAUAAGUACGGGAAUACGCGGUAAUACAAACAAUUGAUAUGCCACGGGAAGUAUAGUAAAACUCAUAGGACGAAUAUGUAAAGUAGAAGUAAGGGGAGCCUGUGGUUAUUUAUCCACAACAGUGUGACUACGCUAGUCUUACUUCUUGUUGGAAUAUCCGCCAAAGUAAUCCUAUUCCUCUAUGGGUUUUUUAACCGACGUGUUAUUUGUACCGAUAGAAAGUAUUUACUUAUUCGUAUAUUCAAAGACCCGAUAAGUGAAAGAUAAAAAAAGGAAACGAUGUAGCCCAUUUUGACUGGAAGGCAAUGAUCAAGCCCUGAAUGUGAAAAAAAGGAACAAAACAUAUUUAUUGACCUGUACCGAACUGUUGAUAAUUAUUUCGUGACUCUGAUAAAUACAAGGGUUUCGACAUAAUCGAAUUGAAUUUACAUUUUCCAAAUGUAUUUUUAAGAUGGUCGCGAAGCGAGAUUGAUGCCAGUUUUUAAAUAUGUAUAUCUAAAUCUCACACUAAAAAUAUAUAUUUGAAUAAGCACAAGAAUAUGUUCUUAAGUGAGACAAAGGUAAGGGAUUAGAUGAAGGGUUGGAUAAAGUGUCAAAUAAAACUGCAAUCAGUGCUGAUAAUCUCGUUAGAAAAAAAAAAUCAAGCAGCAAAUAACAUUUACUACACUCAAAAAAUGCCAAAUGUCUUAAAUAGUUUUUACCAUAAAGACCUGUUUCCGAUUUUGUCAAAACGACAAGAAAUAAAUAUCUAUUGAGUCAGGUGUUUAUAUCUUGUUAUCACUAAAAAUAAAUUAUUUAGGGGCUAAUGAAUAACAAAUAGUUAAGUGAAAGUCGGUUGACAUUACGAGGCUGUACAAAUUUUCGAUAACUUGUUAAAUAACGAUAAAUAUCAUUACACAAACUA